Molecule: messenger RNA, 675 nt
Organism: Peronospora farinosa
Lineage: Eukaryota; Oomycota; Peronosporomycetes; Peronosporales; Peronosporaceae
Source: the annotation of a GenBank genome assembly
AUGCCUUACGAGAGCUUCAAGAGUUCACAGCACGUGUCCAUCCGUGGUCUUGUGCAGGACCGUAAAACUGGCACGUGGAGGUACCUGCUCCAUGUCACGCGUCAUAUGCAGGAUGACACGUUUGGUGCGUCCGUGCACGCCCGCUGCCCAAAAAAGAGCGAGGACACUUCGAAAGUAGCUGCAAGACCUUGUACGACGCAGUCGUACGCGAUCCGCCGCAGUUUUGAGGAAUUCAAGCGACUUCAUGAAGCUCUGGCACCGCUCAUGACCAAAGGUGGCAAGUCCCAACUGCCCAAGAUGCCGUACGACAGUCUACUCACAUUUUUCGUGGGGGAGACUCAGACGGCUCUACAGAAAAAGAGACUCGCGCUCGAGCGUGUCCUGGCUGCAAUUGAAACUCACCCGGCGGCAAGUGACGCCCCCGAGUACAUGGAGUUCUUGGCCAAUCUCAACUCGUACGAUGAGGUGUCCAAGGCCCCACUGUCGCCCAGCAUAAGCUCCCGUAGCAGCUUUAGCUAUAGUGAAGACAGUAUGAUCACGCCACGCGAUUUCGUGAAUUCCAACGUGUUGACUACGUCACGAUCCGCUAAUGCUCUGCGACGAGCUUAUUACCAGGAUGAUGCCGCGGUGGAGCACGAAAACCAUGUAGCGUUUUCUCAUUUUAGUAUGACUUGA